AGCAUAGAUUCACAAUUUCACGUAGCAAUAUGGCACCAAUUAACACUCACAGAAUUCCUCUUCUAUCUCCAUACAAGAUGGGCAACUUCAAUCUCUCCCACAGGGUUGUUCUCGCACCAAUGACAAGAAAUAGAUCGUAUGAUAACAUGCCACAUUCCAACACUACUUUGUAUUAUUCUCAAAGAACAACUCAAGGUGGUCUUCUUAUCACCGAAGCAGUUGGGGUCUCAGACACCGCACAAGGGUAUAUUGACACACCUGGAAUCUGGACCAAGGAUCAAGUGGAAGCAUGGAAACCAGUCGUGAAAGCGGUUCACGACAAGGGUGGCAUCAUUUUCUGCCAAAUUUGGCAUGUAGGUCGUGUCUCAAACUAUGGAUACCAACCUAAUGGUGAAGCUCCGAUAUCUUCAACAGACAAAGAGUUAUCUCCGGGCCUAGCUGGUGGAGAUUGGUCUCCACCUCGUAGACUAAGAAUUGAAGAAAUUCCAGCUAUAGUUAACGACUUUAGGCUAGCUGCCCGCAAUGCCAUUGACGCAGGAUUUGAUGGAGUAGAAAUCCAUGGAGCAAAUGGAUACAUAAUUGAGCAAUUUAUGAAAGACCAAGCAAACGAUAGAACAGAUAUAUACGGUGGAUCCCUAGAAAACCGGUGUCGGUUUGCUUUGGAAAUAGUAGAAGCAGUUGCAAACGAGAUUGGAAGUGACAGAGUUGGUAUAAGAUUGUCUCCAUUCGCGUAUUUUAUGGAGUGUGGUGACUCUAACCCGGAAGCCUUGGGUGUUUACAUGGCCAAUGCACUAAACAAGUAUAAUAUCCUUUAUCUCCAUAUCAUUGAACCUAGAUUGGACAUAACUGGGGAAAAGUCCGAAACUACGCAUAGUUCUCUUGCAGUGAAGAAAGCUUUCAAGGGUACGUUUAUUAGCUCGGGUGGUUAUCAGAAAGAUGAUGGAAACGACGCCAUAGCCGAAGGCAAUGUAGAUUUGGUUGCGUAUGGGCGACUUUUCUUGGCUAACCCAGAUUUGCCUAGACGGUUCGAGCUUGAUACAACUCUUAACAAGUACAACAGAGAUACUUUUUAUACUCAGGAUCCGAUUGUGGGAUACACUGAUUAUCCAUUUCUUGAGGCAUGAUGUCAAAUUUAGAUAUACAAAGCCUAUUGUACGCAUGACUAAAGGAACAUCAUCAAGUCAAGAUCUUGUUAUUACAUUAAUAAAAGAUGAUCUAGUUUUAUCCUAUUGUAUGAAAAUCUAUUAAAUAUAUACAUAUAUACAUUUUUCCCCGAUGUAUUCCAAGGAUUUAGUGGUGAAUGUGUAUCGUCUUGAAUAAACUGCUCAAAACAUAA
Erigeron canadensis is the source of this 1336-nucleotide messenger RNA. RefSeq names its product 12-oxophytodienoate reductase 1-like. The record is from RefSeq and is a predicted model, not a curated record. The coding region runs from base 30 to 1124 and encodes 364 amino acids. NCBI's taxonomy places the organism in Eukaryota, Viridiplantae, Streptophyta, Magnoliopsida, Asterales, Asteraceae. Gene Ontology annotation, molecular function: FMN binding; oxidoreductase activity. The transcript has 5 exons.